This is a messenger RNA of Hemibagrus wyckioides, 759 nucleotides long. RefSeq names its product signal recognition particle 14 (gene srp14). Gene Ontology annotation, cellular component: signal recognition particle, endoplasmic reticulum targeting. The transcript is spliced from 5 exons. Gene Ontology annotation, biological process: SRP-dependent cotranslational protein targeting to membrane. Gene Ontology annotation, molecular function: endoplasmic reticulum signal sequence receptor activity; 7S RNA binding. The record is from RefSeq and is a predicted model, not a curated record. Lineage: Eukaryota; Metazoa; Chordata; Actinopteri; Siluriformes; Bagridae. Bases 115 to 447 code for a protein of 110 amino acids.
AUUCAGUGCACGGUAAGAAACGUCUAAAGGGCGGGGCUUCUAACGGAAGCGCAAAAGCGACGUGUGCUUUCAGUGGAGCUGUUUGAGUGAGCUGCUCCAUUUGUAAAGAACACCAUGGUGCUGUUAGAAAACGACGCGUUUCUUACUGAACUCACACGCCUCUUCCAGAAGUGCAGGACCACCGGCAGUGUGGUGAUCACCUUAAAGAAAUAUGACGGAAGGACAAAGCCAGUGCCGAGGAAAGGCCACCCAGAGACAUUCGAACCAGCCGACAAUAAAUGUCUCAUCAGAGCAUCGGAUGGCAAGAAGAAAAUUAGCACAGUGGUCAGCACUAAAGAAGUCAUAAAAUUUCAGAUGGCGUACUCCAAUUUAUUGAGAGCACACAUGGAUGGCUUGAAGAAGAAAGACAAGAAGAGUAAAAGUAAGAAGACUAAAGCUACACAGUGAAUACAAAAAAAAAAAAACACCAAGGAGAGAGAGGAGCUGUUUAUUCAGCAAGACCACCUUCAGUGACAUCCUGUACUCACCCGUGCCCUGACCUCCACAGCUUCAGGGCAGCUGUGUGGCACUCUAUAGCAACCAAAGGAGUGGAGGUCAUUUCCUCUGCCCGAAUAUUAUCUUGACAUUGUCCCUGUUUGAAACUGUUCGGUUGGUCAAGAUUUUGCCACAAUCAUCGGGUAUAAUUUGGUGGUGCCAUAUGAUGUUGCUGUCUUUCAUUACAAACCUUUUUUUUUUUUUUUUUUUUUUUUUUAAACCCCA